UGACACAAACCAACAAACACUGUAGAUAGUUCAAAUCUACGUUAAUGUGAAACAUGGGAGUAAUGGGGGUUAGGGAUAAUAUGAAAGUGUUAGUAGUGAAAGUGCAAAAAGAAAAGACCUGCACCUGAACUAUGGUGGGAAAGGCAUGAUCGAAGUAAUACAAUAACCUGUCAUUUACCGGGACGACUGUCAUUAACGCUACGAAAUGGCUCAGUGCAAGUUGACACCCCAUGAAUUCAUCCAGAAUGCAUUUUCGCCACUUAUAGCCGCUAUGUGUAGCCCCUUGGUCGAUCAGGCAUGCCAGAAAAACAACUUAUCUUUUACAGAAAUGAUUCAGCCGUUUUGCAAAUUGAAUACAGAAGCCCAUUUCCGAGAACCAUCAGGUGGUGUUAUACCAGUGAGAAACUUAAGAUUUACUGUGUUGGAUGUUAACGCUCGGCCACCUCAGCCAACACUGGCAAGGAAGUUUCUUAAUGAAUCUGUAAGCUUUGCAUCUAGUGAGCGAAACUACCCCAUCAAUAUAGGUGACCAGACUGUAGAAAUUCCAGCAUCUGCUCCGUGGUUUGAAGCAUGGAGAGAAACGUUUCUUCAGGUUCAGUUUCCCUCUGACCAUGAAUUCACAAAACAUUUCUUGGGCUGUAUAUUGGUUGUCUCUUCUGCUGAAACUAACCCUCUGGACAUGUUGGUGCACAUGGGACAGCAACUCCAACAGCUGCAGAAUGUUACUCCCGCAAAGCUGCCCAAGUGGUUUUGUCCUGAUGUUCUUCGAUAUUAUGUGCUGCUGCAUGAUGUAUCAGGCUCUACCAGUGAAAGGGCGGAAGCCGUAUUUGAGACAAUGAAAACUACGUAUGGAAUAAAUUCUUGCUAUAUGUUGCAGAUAAAUUCUAGAGUUGCAGGACAUAAGGAGGAUCUGAGUCACCUUCCAGACCCUUGGUGCCAGUUUCUCACCCGUCAGCAUGAUAGUCAGGAUGCCAGUGAUCACGAUAGUAGUCCACGGACUCCUGCAGAGGUUGGCGGGGUGACGGGUAUGCCGAGCUGUGUGAGUGCCGACGUUAGCUGUGACAGUGCCUCUCCAACUGAGGUAAUAAAGUCCGGCAGUGCUCUCGAAGUGGCCCAGGAAGCGGGCGAGAACUCACCUGUCCCGGUCACCCACCACCCCCUCAGCCCUGAUGCCGAUGUCCGAGAUUGUUUAGUAGUUAACUCAGACGAGAAACAGCACAAUGAAGUUCUCUCUGCUCCAUGCCACAUUAAUGACAACGUUUGGGCUGGCCAUUCUGCAGCUGGUGCCAACAACAUUGUUAUUCAGCAUGGCAGUUGCUUGAGUGCAAGCGAUUUGGAGCGGCUAAGAUUAUUUGCCCAAGAUUUCUGCCUUAAAUCUCUUCUCCCCUUUGUUGAAAAGCAAAUUCAGCUAUUGAGUGAUAUUAUUUCCAAUAAGAAAGGAGUCAGUAGGUCUCUUUUUAGUGCAACAAAACGUUGGUUCGGAAGCAACAAACCAGGGACACCAGGUGCAAAUAAUCCAGUAAACGCAGUCAUCUAUAGUACUGACUCACCAGAACUGCAACUGAGAAGACUCGGUGAUUUGUGCUUCAUGUUUGGCCACUACACACUGGCUUUCCAAGCAUACCAUUCUGCUAAGCGGGAUUUCUCUGCUGACCAAGCGUGGCUUUACUAUGCAGGAGCAUUGGAAAUGGCAGCACUAUCUGCCUUUAUGCAAGGGGAGCCAACGAGAAAGGCACAGGAGUACAUGGAGGAGAGCAUAUCGACUUACCUCAACUCGUGCAAAAUGCCUCAGUUUGCGACUCGAGCAACACUACUCAGUACUGAGUGUCUCAAGGGUCGAAGUUUGUAUGGAGAAGCUGCAAAGCAGUUCAUCAGAAUGACAAGUGAAGAUUCUGACUUGCGCAGUGCUUUACUAUUGGAGCAAGCGUCUUACUGUUUCUUAAAGUCAACUCGACCUCGCAUGGCAAGAAAAUAUGCAUUCCAUAUUGUAUUAGCUGGACAUCGUUUCUCCAAAGCUGGACAGCGAAAACAUUCACUCAGAUGCUACAAGCAGGCAUACCAAAUAUAUGAAAACAGAAACUGGAGUUUGGCUGAAGAUCAUAUCCAUUUCACGAUUGGCAGGCAAGCAGCAUACCUCAAACAAAUUUCAGAUGCCUCACUGUCAUUCUCCAAGCUUCUCACCCCAGCAAGCAAACAAUCAGCUCCUCAACAGUCAGCUUUUCUUCGUGAAUAUCUCACUAUUCAGCAACAGUUAAUGGCUGAGGAGCGCAGUGUGUCGGACAAUUUAACUGUUCUUCCUCUACCAGUUGUGGACAAUGACAGCAUCAAAGUUUUACUCGGUUCGUUAACAUCAACACCCUCAAGUGAAGCAGCCAUAGUCUACGCAACUGGUGUUAAAUUUGAAGAUGAUCAGUCUGACAACAGAAGGUGGACAAAAUUAGAAGAGACAUUAGUAACUGAAGCACAAGGUACUUUGCCGAUGAUCUUCAGACCAACACUCCAACUUUUUUCCAAUGAGACUGUGAAUACCUCCAAACCCAUUGCUAUUGUGAGAGAGCCAAUAUAUGUGAGAAUAAUUCUGAAGAAUCCUUUACACAUUCCACUGCCUCUUUUGAAUGUUCAUUUAUUGUGGAACUUUAAAAAUGGUAAAAGUGAGAUAAGUAAUGAAUCCAGCAAAAGUACAAAGAAUGUUGAAAUUGAAACACAAUGCAUAGAUGCUGUUGUUGUUAAGCCGGACAGUGAUGAAGAGGUCAUACUCAGUGUUAUACCCAAGUGUGUUGGGGAAUUGAACAUUACUGGUGUUGCUUACCAUUUAACAAAUACAGCAAUACAACAAUUACCUGAACAAACAACUAACAAUGCUCCUAGUAUUAUAACUAUACCAGGAAAGCAAGUCUUCCGUGUAAGGUGCCCUCGUGCAAAAAUAACAAAAGACAAAGGAAGUCAAGAAGUAAAUGACAAAAGACUGGAAAUAAAUGUUGUAACAUCAGCACCUUGUCUUCAGGUAUCAUUUCAAAAUAUGAGUUCAGAGAUGCUUUGUGGUGAAAUGCAGAAUGUUAGCAUACGUUUCAAGAACAUUGGUAGUGCUCCAUUGAGUAAUUUAUAUCUUGCAUCAUCUGUACCAGAAUUGAUUUCAUGUGCUGGUUACCCAGUUUGUGAUACUGGACAGGGGACUAUUCCAGAAGUCAUAAAAAUUUCCCUUCCGGGUGGGCAACUUGCACCCGGUCAGAAACACAUGGAAUCCAUGUGGCUUCGUGCACCUGACUAUAGAGGCAUCACUAACUUAGAAAUUAUGUUUUACUACGAAAACAAUUACACCAAAUGCAUUCCACGGUAUCGAUUAGUAAGACAUUCAUGGGAGAUAACCGUUUUGGGUUCAGUUCAGUGUACAUCUAUGGCAACAAACAGUUGUGUAGCCUCCACUGACGAGAGUAGCCAAGUUUUGAAUCUGGCACUACAAAUUAAAAAUGUUAAUCAGGUACACGAUCCUAUAUUGACAGAGGUAUCAGUCUCUCAGGUUUCACUCGUCAGCAAAACGUGGCAGCUAUUUGGAAAAAUAGCUGUUCCUACAGGAGUGAAACUUCAGGCACAAGAGUCAAUCCACUUUGUGUUUAGUGCACGCAGACAGAAGCACAAAAAGGAAAGAGCUGAUCCAUUUUCUGAUCUUCCCAUUGAAGACCAUGUAGAGAAUGUAACGUCUGCUAGGGAGAGCCCGUAUGUGGACUUCUAUAACAGACACAGGGCAAGAGUCAUCUCCAGUUCAGGGGCAGAUGAAACUGCAGAAGUCUCAAGGAAUUCUGUUGCUAGUCAACUAGAGAAUGAUGAUACUACCAGCAUGGAGGAGGCUCUCAAUAUUAAUGCAACCUUAAUUCUCAGGUGGCAGACGGAGAUUAGGAAUGGGAAAGGAACAAAAAGGAUGGCCCUAGGACAGCACCAUUUAAUACUGGAUAAAAUUGCAGUGUUGUCUGUUUCCUCAGCAGAUGAUGCUAAAGUACCAGUACCAUCAGAGAUUGAAGGUCCACUUAGGAUAUUUGGGCCAGAUGACACAUCUUACAAGAGUGUCACUAGUGAAAAGUACCCCACUCUCGAUGUUCUCCAGAGGCUAGUCAUACAUAACAUUCGGCAUUCGCCUAAGGUGUGCCACGACUUUAGUGUAUCGAGGCUCUGCUUUGUACCCGUUCAGCUUGAGUUGCAGAACUGUUCAGAUACCAGUCUUGUUGUCAGGGUGAAUGCGUCAGACAGUGGAAGUUCAUCAUCAAGUAAAAACAAGCUGUAUUCUCCACAUUCUUCAAGUACGUUCCACUGGGUUGGCUUGGCAGGCUCGUGCUCAGAACUAAGUCCUCACGACAGUACUUCCGUGUCACUGUGUGCAGUUACGACGGGUCCAGGUACCUUCGACCUCGGUUCUUCUCUGGAAGUGUGGUGUCGUGCCCGUGAUGCUCCAGAAGCAGAUAGUGUGGCUCAAGUGUGGCAUGUUGAAUCAGCACUGGUAGUAGACAAUACGCCAGUUGUUCCUGUUUCUGAUACAAAAAUUGUGUAGUUUAUUAACUACAGUGGGAGUUCCUUAUUUUAGAGGUACUCAGGUCAUAAAUGAUGGUAUAGUGCCUAGUUUUCCAUUUGAGAUGUUUUAUGUGAAAGUAUUUAUCUUAAUCAUGCAUGGAAGUGUGUGCGUAUCUCUUACAAAGUGGUCCUUAAAAACUUUUUUAUUGUUUGCUAAUUUAUACAGUAAUGUAUGGAAUCAGAUAUUGAAAAUCAGAAAGAUUAUAUUCCAUUGAGCUGGAUCCUGAGCAGCCUGCAUAAUAUUGCAUUCCUCUGUUGCUAAAAAUAAUAAGUGCUAGUAUAUGCAGUACAAAGAAGCAACUGCAGAGGAAUAUGUUAAAACCACUUCAUUAUUGGUAAAAUAAACAGGUUUAAAGAGAAA
Molecule: messenger RNA, 4921 nt
Organism: Schistocerca nitens (vagrant locust)
Lineage: Eukaryota; Metazoa; Arthropoda; Insecta; Orthoptera; Acrididae
Gene: l(3)76BDm
Product: trafficking protein particle complex subunit 8
Exons: 22
Coding region: 206-4540 (1444 amino acids)
Biological process (GO): endoplasmic reticulum to Golgi vesicle-mediated transport; protein localization to phagophore assembly site
Cellular component (GO): TRAPPIII protein complex; cytoplasmic vesicle; phagophore assembly site
Molecular function (GO): protein binding
Source: RefSeq, a predicted model, not a curated record